This is a messenger RNA of Gossypium raimondii (Peruvian cotton), 1337 nucleotides long. Its product is annotated as histidine biosynthesis bifunctional protein hisIE, chloroplastic. Bases 285 to 1148 code for a protein of 287 amino acids. Gene Ontology annotation, biological process: L-histidine biosynthetic process. NCBI's taxonomy places the organism in Eukaryota, Viridiplantae, Streptophyta, Magnoliopsida, Malvales, Malvaceae. The transcript has 6 exons. Gene Ontology annotation, molecular function: phosphoribosyl-AMP cyclohydrolase activity; phosphoribosyl-ATP diphosphatase activity. The record is from RefSeq and is a predicted model, not a curated record.
AAUAUAACCUUAGAGUAAUUCCAUAACUUCUCCUUCCUUUCAGCCGCCACAACUACUUCUUCUUCAUCACUCACCAGCAGACUGCUUCUUCUUCUUCAUCCGCUCGCCGGUCGCUAGUCAUUCGUGUCCAUUUUUGGACAUCAGUGUCUUGACAGAUUGUGUUCCGUACGACACCAGUACGAGAGGGGAAGAUCCGUGUCCUUGCUUCUCCAUUGCCUGACAUCCUUCUACAAGAAAGCUUGACAUUACUGCAAUUAUAGCCGAGAUUUACAUUUGAAGCUUCAAUGGCGAUUUCAUCUCUCCCUUGUGUUCAACCUGUAAGAGUUCCUUUCAAAGCUUGUAGCUUCUUUCCUGCUGGUGUUUGUGGUGGAUUCAACAAUAAGAAAAGGAUAAAUGCUGUUGUUUUUUCUUCGUUGAGGAAAAUUUCCAACGAUGUCAACAUUGAAUCCAAGGUUGAUACAUUGUUGGACAGUAUCAAAUGGGAUGACAAAGGUUUGGCAGUGGCUAUAGCUCAAAAUGUUGACACAGGAGCCAUAUUAAUGCAAGGCUUUGUCAAUAGGGAUGCACUAGCUACAACUAUCACUUCUAGGAAGGCAACGUUCUUCAGUCGAUCAGGGGCAACAUUGUGGACAAAAGGAGAAACUUCCAACAAUUUCAUCAACAUUUAUGACAUAUUUGUUGACAUCUUAUUGAUUAUAAUUUACCUUGGGAAGCCUGAUGUCCCUACCUGUCACACAGGGUUAGAGACAUGCUAUUUCACAUCAAUAGGUGAUUUGGUGAAGGAGCAAGAAGUUGAAGAAACUAACUUGGCAUUGACAACUUUAUACUCAUUAGAGUCUACAAUUUCCAAAAGAGAAUUAGAGUUAGCAGGGAAACAUGGAAAGCCUUCGUGGACUAAACGGCUCUUACUUGAUGAAAAUUUGUUGUGCGCAAAAAUCCGGGCAGAAGCAGAUGAAUUGUGCCGACCGCUGGAGGAGAAAGAGGACAGUUCAUGUACUGCCUCAGAAAUGGCAGAUGUGAUCUACCAUGCUAUGGUUUUGCUAAGGCACAAAGAUGUAAAGAUAGAAAAUGUUCUAGAAGUUCUUCGGCGUAGAUUCUCUCAAUCGGGUAUAGAGGAGAAGCAAAGCCGUGCAUCAACCAAGAGUUAAAUGUAAGCUGUACUUUUGCUAAGGUCUAGAUUUGCAGCUUUUAUCCCUUGCUUAGGUUGUUUUCAAUAAAUUUGAAAUAACCUAUCUCUAUCAUAAUUACCAGUUUUUUGCUUUUCUUUUCGAAGUACAUGUAUUUUGAUUUUACUUGACCUUUUCUUGUAUCACAAUAAGAUGCAUUUUGUUUCUUAA